This is a messenger RNA of Medioppia subpectinata, 787 nucleotides long. Lineage: Eukaryota; Metazoa; Arthropoda; Arachnida; Sarcoptiformes; Oppiidae. The record is from the annotation of a GenBank genome assembly.
GUGUCGACGACAUCGGAAUCAUUCAAGAAGAUGAAAGUAGAGCCCGGACUCACAUCUAACUUAUCGCCAACCGGUGCUCUUAUGGCCGGAUUGGGCUCUAAUCACAGCAAUUCUAGUCAGACAUCGUUGACAAACUCGUCCAGUAGUGCCAACUCUAACGGCACGUGUCCGCCAACACCGGCCCGAAGACGACACCGAACGACGUUCACUCAGGAACAGCUCCAAGAACUGGAGGCCGCGUUCGCUAAAAGCCAUUAUCCGGAUAUUUAUUGUCGCGAAGAAUUGGCCAGAAUUACGAAACUAAAUGAGGCCAGAAUUCAGCCCAAUCCGGCCAUAAGAGCACCGGUUGGCGAUAAGUUAGAUGUGUGGUUUCAGAACAGAAGAGCCAAAUAUAGAAAACAAGAGAAACAAUUACAGAAGGCAUUGGCGGCGCCUUCAAUGUUGCCGGCGUGUAAUGGAGCGAUGAUGAGGAAUAUAUAUCAGGCCAGUAGUGGACAGAACGGCGCCCGAGGCUAUCAAUACUCCACAGCCAAUGCCAUCAACUCGAUGGGCACAACCAGAUAUCCACCGAUGACCACAUCCUCUUACCCGCCAAUGACUGGUCAACCCUUUUCUAUGAGUCACUCGACGCCCGAUAUGUCGGUCAUCAGACAAGAAGACGAUAAUAACUGGUAUAAUAAGGGCUUCUCUGCUCUGCGAAUGAACACAACGCCGCACAGCCAUAACCUGACGGCACCGAUGCUUCAAUACCAGGCCUAACAGUGACUCCACUCACAAGUGUUUCGGC